This is a messenger RNA of Perognathus longimembris pacificus (Pacific pocket mouse), 4468 nucleotides long. It is a transcript of the gene Piga, whose product is annotated as phosphatidylinositol glycan anchor biosynthesis class A. Gene Ontology annotation, biological process: GPI anchor biosynthetic process. The coding region runs from base 1990 to 3450 and encodes 486 amino acids. Gene Ontology annotation, cellular component: glycosylphosphatidylinositol-N-acetylglucosaminyltransferase (GPI-GnT) complex. The record is from RefSeq and is a predicted model, not a curated record. Gene Ontology annotation, molecular function: phosphatidylinositol N-acetylglucosaminyltransferase activity. Lineage: Eukaryota; Metazoa; Chordata; Mammalia; Rodentia; Heteromyidae. The transcript has 6 exons.
UCAGUAAGACAAUGUUAAACAACUUAUAAAUGCAAAUUUUGGGAAUCUCAAUAUUCUGUGCAUUCCAUUUAAUUAGCAUUUAUGGUGUAUUUUGAGUAUACCUAAAAUGUAGAUGAAUUUGUUAGAUUUGAUAUUGAAUAUUCUGCACACAGUUAAUUUGUAGUUUCUGAAUUUUUCAGGAGAAAUUGGAAACUAAGCACUUAAGGAUGGCUUCUAAUCAUAUAGUUAACUUUGUCCAAAAGUCCCUUUAGUGAAAAGUCUGAAUGUGGAAUGAGGAUUUCACAUUGUUAGGAUGUUAUAGGACCCAUGAGAUAAUCAUUUCUCACUUUAGAUGUAGGAAAUUGCCCCAAGUCUUGCCUGUCUUGAGUUUAGCCCUUAUUUUCCAACUCUUUGUGGAAAGGAGGAGCAUUCCUGGAGAAAAGACAAGUAGAAGAAAGGUUAAGACAAAAGUGAAGGGACCAGAUUGAAUGUCACUGUCCUUGAAUAAGGAAAGGGAUAUGAGCUCUAUGUGACACUUGAAAAAGUUGUUCCCCAAGACAGAUCUAACUUCAGAUAGAUGUAAACCACAAAGCUAAUACUAGCAGAACCGUGUGUGUGUGUGUGUGUGUGUGUUGAUCACAGCCAAUAAUUAUAUUUGAGCCAUGACUCUAGUCUGGCCUUUUGCUGGUUAAUUGGAAAUAGACUGUCAGACUUUUCUAUCCUGACUUUGAGCAAUAAUCCUCUGAUCUCAUCCUCCUCAAUAGCUAGUAUUACUUGUGUGAGCCACCAACACCCCAGUUAAAAGAAACUUAUUAGAUUAAUUGAAUCAGUGGUUAACCCCAGAGCAGGAAUCAACAAACUUUCUGUAAAGGGCCAGAUGGAAAAUAUUUUAUUCUCUGUAGAUCAUGUGUUCUCUGUGGAAGCCACUGUAGCACAAAAGUGGGCAUUCACACAAAUGAAUGAAUGGGCAAGCCUGUGCUUCUAAAGUAUGUUAUAAAACUAGGUGGUGGACCAGUAUAAUUAGUUUCAAAUUCUAGCCUGUUUUAAUUAUCCUUAGCUGUAUGAUAAACUUCUCCCUAACACAAUAUAAAAUAGGUAUAAAAUAGUAGCCACUGUAUUGUUUUUUCGUUAUUCUGGACUCUUCUAGGCAUAGGUAUUUGUGCUAUUUUUGCUAGUGGUCACUGGGGAGGCUGCAUUUAGUUAAUAGUUUGAUUAGAGACUGGAUUCAGGAAAGAAUAUGGGGAUGGCUGGGCUUCUGACUCUCCAUGUUAUGUGAAUGAUCUACCUUUUACAAUGUCUUUCCCUUCUAGCACAUUAGCUAGACUUAAGUGAUAGUUUAGGGUAGCCCAAGGCCAAAGGUUUGAAUAUCAUUUCUACUUUAUUCUUUGGGUUAUUCCAGGUCCCAAUGUAAAGGGGAACACCACCUGUGGCAGUCCACACCUCUAAUCCCAGAACUCAGAAUACAGACACAGGAGGGUGCUGAGUUUAAUGCCAACCUGUGCUGCAUAGCUAGACUUUGUCUUAGAAAAAGUAAAGGGGAAAAAUUUUAAAUGCAAGGGCCAGGAGUGGUCACCAACAAAACAGACAGCUAUCUCUAACUUCUUUAAGUAUAUAUUACAGAAAAAUGUUAACAUAUACUGUCUGAUGUAUAGUUGAUAUUUUAUAAAAUGAUAAUAGUAUAGGGGAAGUAUGCACAUAUAUACUGUAGUGUAUCCUUAAAACUUACGUGUAGCAGCACUUUUAGAAUUAAAUUAAGCCAUUGUAGAAUCUAGUUUUGUUGUAUGGUAUGUGAUAAAUGUCAAACAAGUGAAUUCAUUAUGUUCUUGUUUUCUUUGUUUAUUUUUUUGGUCAGUCGUGUGGCUUGAACUCUGGGCCUGGGCACUGUCCCUGAGUUCUUCAGCUCAAGGCUAGCCCUCUACCACUUGAGCCACAGAGGCACUUCCAACAAGUAACAGAGGACACAUUUCUUAAUUGGCUCGCUCUAAGAACUGAUGCCUAAACCAUCUCAGCAUGGCCUUAACAGGAAGAGGCGGACAGGACCUGCCUCACUCAGCCACUCUCUCCCCAGUUAGCCCUGGAAGCCUUUCCUCCCAUACAACCUGUACCCAUAGUAUAUGCAUGGUGUCUGACUUUUUCUACCCAAAUAUGGGAGGUGUGGAAAGCCACAUUUACCAGCUCUCUCAGUGCCUGAUUGAAAGAGGGCACAAGGUCAUAAUUGUCACCCAUGCUUAUGGAAAUCGCAAAGGCAUCCGUUACCUCACUAAUGGCCUCAAAGUUUAUUACUUGCCUCUGAAAGUCAUGUACAACCAAUCUACAGCCACGACCCUCUUUCACAGCCUGCCAUUGCUCAGGUACAUAUUUGUUCGGGAGAGAGUUACAAUAAUCCAUUCCCAUAGUUCUUUUUCUGCCAUGGCCCAUGAUGCUCUCUUCCACGCCAAGACAAUGGGGCUACAGACAGUCUUCACGGAUCAUUCCCUUUUUGGAUUUGCUGAUGUCAGCUCGGUGCUUACAAACAAGCUUCUAACUGUGUCUCUUUGUGACACAAACCACAUCAUUUGUGUCUCUUACACUAGUAAGGAAAAUACUGUACUAAGAGCAGCACUGAAUCCUGAAAUAGUGUCCGUCAUUCCUAAUGCUGUAGAUCCUACUGACUUCACUCCAGACCCGUUUAGGAGGCAUAAGAGUUUAAUAACUAUUGUUGUUGUGAGCAGACUUGUUUACAGAAAAGGGACCGAUUUGCUUAGUGGCAUAAUACCUGAACUCUGUCAGAAAUAUCCAGAUUUAAAUUUCAUAAUUGGAGGAGAGGGACCAAAGAGAAUCAUUUUGGAAGAAGUACGGGAAAGAUACCAGCUACAUGACAGGGUACGUCUUUUGGGAGCUUUAGAACACAAGGAUGUUAGAAAUGUCCUAGUUCAAGGACACAUUUUUCUUAAUACCUCCCUUACUGAAGCAUUCUGCAUGGCGAUCGUGGAAGCAGCCAGUUGUGGUUUACAGGUUGUAAGUACCAAGGUUGGUGGAAUUCCUGAAGUGCUCCCAGAAAACCUUAUUAUUUUAUGUGAGCCUUCAGUCAAAUCUUUGUGUGAAGGGUUGGAAAAAGCUAUUUUCCAGCUGAAGUCAGGCACAUUGCUAUCUCCAGAAAAGAUCCAUAACAUAGUGAAGACGUUCUACACCUGGAGGAAUGUCGCAGAGAGAACAGAAAAAGUAUAUGAGAGGGUGGCAAGAGAAGCCGUGUUAUCCAUGAACAAGCGACUGGACAGGCUCAUUUCUCACUGCGGUCCAGUAACAGGAUACAUUUUUGCAUUGCUGGCUGUAUUCAACUAUCUCUUCCUCAUUUUCCUGAGAUGGAUGACUCCAGAUUCUAUCAUUGACGUUGCCAUGGAUGCCACUGGGCCAGGGGGGGCGUGGACUCAACAGCGUCCUCUCAGUAAAGAAGGGAAUGAAAGGGAGAAGAAGGUGUCUAAAACCAGGUAGAAGACAGCCUGGUUGGUGUAAAACCCUAGGGAUUUGUAAUACUUCUAUUUAAGAGGGUUGAAAAUAACCUGGGUUUUUUGGUUUGUUAUCAGUUUUACACUUAAGUUUGUCAGUUAUGCUACCUCUAUAUCAUUCAAUGUUUUAUUUUGAGGAAAGAAAACCAUAUGCAAUUCCUGAGUGUCAACACUCCUUGCACUUCCUUGGAAUUUAGGAGAAAAUAGUUAAGCCACUCAGGUAUGAAAAAUUUCAGAUUACUGAAAUCCUCUAGCAGAGAUGUUUUAACCUAUUUUGGGAGCUUUGGGUGCUGAAGGGCCAAAUGUUUCUGGGCAUUUUUUUGGCCAGUUUUUUAAUGUUCUACCAUUAAUUAUAGACAUUUACCAGAUGUUUACAAGUUUUCUUUAGGAGUGGUACAACAAUUAUGUGAACUACUUUAAGUCAUGUUCAUGUACAUUAACUCGACAUUUUGAUCCUGCUCCUAAACGUUGGGGCCACACAGAAAGUAUUACAUCCAUUUGGUAGGUCUCUUAGUAAGGUGGUGUGUUGCUAGUGUGUGUUAAGCACCUGCUUUGUGUAAUAUGUUGUACUAGGUCGUUCUUCCCAUGAAGGACCAGGGAUGCAUUUGUUCGUUAUUAUUCAAAUGGCUUCCUUCAUUGUAGUCACAAUUGACACGAACUGGUAACAUAUCCAACAUGCCAAAAAUGUUCAUGCUUGCAAGGCCAGGAGUACUUCUUUGAUCCUGUUGUAUCCUUUCUCCUAGGUAGAGCUUUUGUCUUUAGUGGUGUUUUUGAAGAGACUUUUGUUUUGUAAAUUUUAGGGACCGAUAUCACUGUUGAUAGUGCAGAACCCCCCUGCACAUGUUUCAGUGCAUAAUUUAGGCCUUUUUAACUGCCUUCGUGUUUUCUGAACAGAAUGUAUGAGGUGUGCCAUCUCAAAACCAGCUGCUACCCUGUCCUUUUGAUAUCAGCCACUACCCUCCACUGUGGCCUAGCUGAUGUCUGCUAAGUAUUGUCAAUGUGCA